Molecule: messenger RNA, 946 nt
Organism: Rhodamnia argentea
Lineage: Eukaryota; Viridiplantae; Streptophyta; Magnoliopsida; Myrtales; Myrtaceae
Product: ubiquitin-conjugating enzyme E2 2
Exons: 6
Coding region: 186-644 (152 amino acids)
Source: RefSeq, a predicted model, not a curated record
CCGUCUCUCUCUCUCGCCUCCCCGAGCGUGUAGAAUCUCUCUGUCGCUUGUACGGAUUCUCUUCACUCGGCAGCUUCCAAUCGCCGGGCCAUAAAGACAAGAGACCCUAGCUCUUUUUUUGUUCUGCUGCUGUGUUUGGACCUGCUUCGAGGUUCAUCGUUCGCUCUCCUUCAGCAGUGAUCGCCAUGUCAACUCCUGCGAGGAAGAGGCUGAUGAGGGAUUUUAAGAGGUUGCAACAGGACCCACCGGCGGGCAUUAGUGGUGCACCCCAAGAUAAUAACAUUAUGCUUUGGAAUGCCGUGAUAUUCGGUCCUGACGAUACUCCAUGGGAUGGAGGUACGUUCAAGUUGACUCUUCAGUUUACAGAGGAUUAUCCAAAUAAACCUCCGACAGUGCGCUUUGUUUCUCGAAUGUUUCACCCAAAUAUUUAUGCCGAUGGAAGUAUCUGUUUGGAUAUAUUGCAAAACCAGUGGAGUCCUAUAUAUGAUGUUGCAGCAAUACUCACAUCUAUCCAGUCUUUACUGUGUGAUCCCAAUCCAAACUCUCCUGCAAACUCGGAAGCGGCUCGGAUGUUCAGCGAGAACAAGCGUGAAUACAACCGAAGAGUGAGGGAGAUAGUGGAGCAGAGCUGGACGGCUGAUUAAAUUCGAUCCCAGGGCAGUGGUGGAGUAGGUCAAGUUUGGGGGUUGUUAUUCGCCGAUUGAACACAAUCGAAACAAGGGGUCUGUAACUUGUAUCCUGUAGUAUAAUGCCAUAACUUUUUUUUUUUUUUGCGUCAAAAUGCCACACUUCAAUGCUUUGUUAUGUCAUUGUUCGAAAAAUCAUUUAUUGUGGUGUCAUUGUCUUUCCAAGCUUGGCCAUAUAUUUAACUAUGUAAAAGGUAGAGUUGAACUAUCAGCAGUGGAUUGGGGUAAAAGGUAAUGUAACAUGGGUUUAUUUGAUUGCA